Molecule: messenger RNA, 1013 nt
Organism: Phalaenopsis equestris
Lineage: Eukaryota; Viridiplantae; Streptophyta; Magnoliopsida; Asparagales; Orchidaceae
Exons: 4
Coding region: 240-764 (174 amino acids)
Source: RefSeq, a predicted model, not a curated record
UUAUUCAACAAAGUUUUUUGACGGCCUAGCGACACGUGAAACUUCCGUUCCUUUUGAUUUCGCCUUUGGCCCUCUUCUCCGUGCCGCUGUGACUUCUAUUCGAAGAGGGAAGAACUUUCCUUGAUUUGCUUCCGCUGACUCCAUUUUCGUGCUGUUAUUCGUUAGUGACCUAUUUGGAGCAGACUUAUUAGCUUAUUUUUAAGGCAGAAUUCUACUAUAAACUGGCUUUUUGAUGCGUAAUGGGUGGUUCUGUAAUAAAACCUGAAGACGUGUUAGAAUCUCUAAUGAAUGAUGGCACUAUAGAUGCAAUCAGACUAAAGAUAAUUAAUCAAUUAAAAGGAAAUGAGGAGCUGAAGAGAAACACAAUCACAAUGGUGGAGCAAAGUAAGGUGCUGAACACUUCAGGCGCCGAGAAGCAGACUAAGAGGGAGCUGUUUGACGCACUCCGUCAAGAACUCGAAACGCCUGUGCUUGAGAAAGCCUCAAAAGCAGUGUGGGAGCUCAUACUGGAUAAUAAUGGCCUUGGAAAAGAGAUCAGCGAGGUGGUCGAGAGAGUCUAUCGUCGCCUAAGCGGCAUUGAGCUGCCCACGCCUCCUCCUUCGGCGGCAGAACCGGUGAACGGCGAUGAAGUAAAGGAAGAGAAUGUGAAGGGUUCGGACGUGGCUGAAUCCUCUGCGAAAAAGCGGACAUUCGGUGAGAUGAAUGCUCAAGAUAUUGCCCAAACUCUCCCUAAUGAAAGUGGUGACAAUCAUCCUAUGGCGUGACUUCGUUUUUCUAUUUGUUUUCUGAUGCAAAUCUUGAUUUGGUUAAUGCAGUGUCAUAAGCUUUUAGGAAAGGCAGUGUAAAGAUAUCUACUUAGCUAUUUCCAACCACAUUGUAGGUAUUUUCUUGAACUGGAUAUCGGUUCAUAUUAACCAAAUCAAAGUCACAUUUGUCAAGGACAUUAACAUUCAUACUGGCCAAUUCCUAUGUACUUAUAUAUCUAACAUCUGAACUUUAUUUUUCUAUAUUUA